Diaporthe citri is the source of this 777-nucleotide messenger RNA. RefSeq lists its product as uncharacterized. The record is from RefSeq and is a predicted model, not a curated record. The transcript has 2 exons. NCBI's taxonomy places the organism in Eukaryota, Fungi, Ascomycota, Sordariomycetes, Diaporthales, Diaporthaceae. The coding region runs from base 1 to 777 and encodes 258 amino acids.
AUGGUUCGUCACAGACAUUCUGACAUGCGGCGCGACUUUGACAUGGGAGGACGACCGCCUCGGGGCCAAUACACUGUCAUUCGGAGUACCUUCACCACCUCCCAGUCCCGACACAGGGGCAAUCCGGGACAGAGCAUGCUUCCCGGCGACAGCAUGGCCGGCCCUUCUCGACCGAGGCGACACAGCCAGAAUCGAGCCGAUCCGAUUCCCAAUUGGAUCGAUGAGUUGCCCAGGGACUACCCUCCACCCCCUCCCAUGAGGCCUGCACCUCCUCCCAGGACCCAAUUCGGCCAGUUCCAGCAAGCAACUUCUGUCACCCCGAGCAACUCCAUCUCACGAUUUGACCGUCAGUCAUCCCGGAGCUUCCGAGAGGGCCGAACUGGGCUCUCCCGGGAUGACAUGCCUCGAGGAAGUUCUGGUCUUGCGAGGCAGCGUGACUCGCAGUUUCUCAACCAGAGAGACACCUAUGGGUACGACCAGAGACCAAACGAUCUUUAUCGGCCCAACGAUCCACAGUGGGCUGGUGCCGAACCUGAGACGCCACGGGUGGUGAACAAUUACUUCACGACAAACAACCACCAGCAGUACAACGUGGACAACAGCCGACACCAGAGAGUGAACGCCCAGGGUCAAGUCAACACCCAGAACAUUCGGCACCACUCUAUUCGCAGCACCCGGGGCGAUACCGUCGACAACUCGAGGACCACGCAGCGCCUCUCAUCCUCGGGUCACCAGCACCACCGACGGAGCCGUCACCACGGCGAGUACCGCGGCUAG